Molecule: messenger RNA, 2110 nt
Organism: Clupea harengus (Atlantic herring)
Lineage: Eukaryota; Metazoa; Chordata; Actinopteri; Clupeiformes; Clupeidae
Product: TLR adapter interacting with SLC15A4 on the lysosome
Biological process (GO): regulation of toll-like receptor signaling pathway
Source: RefSeq, a predicted model, not a curated record
ACGUUUGUGUUCGUUUGUUCUCAUGUAUGUACAGUACACAUGUAUGUUGGAUGUGUUGGAGAUGACUAUGUCUGUCCUCUUAUUAUCAACAGUCAGAUUAAUGAACUAUCCAUGAUGGGACCUUCUAAUAGUUCUUGUUUCAAUGCAAUGGUGUACAGUGAACCGUAGGGAAACGGUUGCACUUUUAGUUCCUUGAAAGACUCAAACUGUAUGGACAUUUCCUCUGUUAAGGGUGAGAUAAACAUUAAUACACGAAUGAUACAAGGACAUAAUGAGCUAUACUGUGUCACAACUGAAAUGUGUGCUUUGAGACAGUCAGUGUUGUGUGAACCGUAUGUGACGUGUUUGUGUUAUCUUGGCAAGGUGGGAACUUGAUCUCUCCUCUUUGUACAUGAUGUAAGUAUGCAAGUAUAUUUAUGUUCUGCUGUACUCUGUGUUUCUGUACUCCUUGUAGUGUUUAUGUUGGUGUCAGAACAUGCUGAGUGAAGGCUUCCUGACCACACUGAGAUACAGGAGGGAUGGUGUGGACUCCCCCGCAACCACACAGCUUAAAAACGGUCCAACAGCUCCCCCUGCUGAGACCUGCGUAGAUGGCAGCUUUCUCUGGUCACCUCGAAUUCCAAGGUCUAUCAAAGCUGGGCAACAGAAAGCUCCAGAGCAGCCCAAGACCUGCCUGCUGACUGUCCCAGGCUCAGCCAUCACCAUCCCCAGGAACAGCUCAGAUGAGUACUGGGGUCUGGAGCUGUACCGCUCCUGGUGUUGCCCCAGCUUGUGUAAGAACUACCCUGACCUUCAAAUAGGUGGAGACCAGCUGGGAGACCGCAGCUCACAGAGCCCCCAGUGGCUGGCCCCGUCAGAGGACAGCCCUCUGCUAUGCUCCCAGGACCUGGGAGAAAUGGAGGCACUGCCAGGCCCUGAGCCACCCGGGGAUCGUGGGCCGUGGCUCGGGGGCCAAGCCCAGCAUGACAACGGUUAUAUGGUGAUGGAGACCAGCAUGCAAGGGACGGAGUCCAUCAGGGGCCAGGAGAGACUGUCCAACUCCAUGCUGAACGGGUACCUGGAGACCAAGCUGCUAGAAGUGUACCGCCAGCACAUGCAGGACAGCCUAGUACACGACAGGUCCUCUGUGAGUCUGGGGCUGGUGCCCACGCGGGUGCCCGGGAGCCUGGCGCCGCCCAGUGGACAGUGGAUGACUCAGGAGGAGAGGCUCGCCUCCGGCUCCAUUCACUACCUUAGCACCUGCAGCCUGCCAUCCCACUCACACUUUAGCUCUCCCAACCUGCGGAUUUCUGCCCCUCAUUCAAACGAUCAAAAAGAAACAAAUGGACAAUGAGAACUCGCACUCUAAUCCUCAAGCCCUGACCCAGCUUGACUCCCUAACCUGCUUAACACAAACAUGAGACCGUAAUGAGCCGUAACAGUGCCCUGUGUUUUCAGAACAGAACACCUUAACCAGAGAAGAUCAACUAUUUCAGUUUUUGAGACUUCAGGCACUUUUUGUUUCGUUGUUACUGUAAAACGUUUUUGAUCUAGUACUGUUUUGUUCUUACACGAAAGAGAUUAAGAGUGCAGUAAUUCUUGAUGUGACAUGAAAAAAGUUGCCAGUAUUUACAUGGACUGGCCAUAAGAAACGUAUAAAUAUGGUAUGGUAAAAAUGCAUUUGUGAUGCCAUCAAACAAGUAAACUACUAGUCCAUCUCCCAACGUUUGGUACAAACCUAGAUCUUAAACACCAAACCUAACCUACACAUUUCACAUUGUGGUCACACUUUAUUUAGAUGGUGCCCUAUAGACUAUCUGCAAAUGCUCAGAUUAAAAUCAAACUAUCUGUUGAAACUCUGUUAACUACAAUUUAUGGUUAAAGUUAGGGUUAGGGGUUGGGUUUGGUUAAGGUGAUGUUCAGUGAACAAUUAGAAAGACUGAAUUUGAAUUUCAACAAACCAUCUGUAAAGUCCUGUAGGUGGGCUGUCCAAAAAAGUAUUACCAUCAUUUCAUAUCCAACCCGAUACCCAAAAAAGUUGAACUGUUUAGAUUACACAUAAAUCAUUAUUUCUAAGCUUUAAAAGUGUAUAAUACUGUAUUUCAUAAAUAAACGUAUGGGUGUGAGUGUC